Molecule: messenger RNA, 3343 nt
Organism: Amoebophrya sp. A120
Lineage: Eukaryota; Dinophyceae; Syndiniales; Amoebophryaceae
Source: the annotation of a GenBank genome assembly
AGUGGGGAGGGCGCAGCAGGGCAGCUUUCACCACAGGCUCGAGUAGAAUGUGCUGUAGGUGUGUUAUGUCGAACUAAGCGUAAAAGUCACCAUGAGUGAAGACCCCUUAUUGGGCAACAUCGCCGGGGUGGUGGCCGGGUCCACGGUGCUGGACGGCAGUGGCUCGGACGAUCCACGGCCGCGGGCGAUUGAGAAGCUCGUCGCAAACCCGCAUUAUUCCACCUGCGUUCUGCACGCGCGCUUCGUUUCCGACCAUCAUUGGAACCAGUCACCCACGAAGAAAUCCAGCAGCUCGUCGUCCCCUCCCCCGAACGACGAUGUGGGUGUCGAACUCGACCGCAGUCGGGCGGUCACACGCACAGCGAGAAGCAAAAUCAGCUUGCUCAGCGGGAUUUUCGAGGUAGGUAUGAUUCACGUGUACUUGCUGUGAAAGACUGUAUGAUGAAAAUAUCGAAUCGGUUUCACAUGGCAAGACUCGACUAGAUCUUUCUUCUUUUUCACCUGCAGCUGCACAAUUUUUCUUUAGGUCUCUUUUUCCCAACCGGUGCAAGACGGACCUGUUCCGUCCGACGCCGUGUUCGUUGUGUUUGAGUUUCUGAAGGACGAUAGCUGUAUCAUCCACGUGCCCGGAUACGACCACGACAUACGGGUAGACAAUUGGAAGCAGCAGUUCGACCUCGAUGCCGACCAGAGCCCGGCAAGUCCCAGCAACGCGAAGAUCGCGGAGAACUCCUCACAUUUGCGGGCCUUGCACACCGCGAAGAGAAUAAGGAAAUUGAUCCUGUUUCACGUCAAACAAACUAUCGCAGACAAGGCGUCCGCGAGGAAUCAGUGGCGGUCGGAGUACGGAAUUGACAGUAUAUCCAGGAAAAAACACCCAUCCCCAUCCAAUUUGUCAUGCAAAACAUGCAUAAAGUGCAGCGUUUGUCAUGCGAAAAAUGGAUGGGGACGGGUGUUUUUUCCUGGAUACAGUAUUCUGACUUCCUACGAGCAGGAAAGGCUAGUUCCGCCGCCCGCCGUUGUGGAAAAGCUCGUGGCGACACCGGAAAGGGCGCCGUCGAUGCCAGACGAAGAUAUGGGCCCUCCGGAUCUCGCCGCGCAGACGGAGGUACUUAUUGAAAAUAUGGGCUUGAUAGAGUCUCCACCAGCUGCUCUCCUGCUGCAUCAUAAUCACGCUCCGCUGUGGUUGUUGUGGCAUCGUGGCGAAGUGAAAUAAUCUUCAGGACUUGAAAUAAUGAAUUGCAUCAAUGUCCAUUUCAGGCCGCCAAACUGAUAAAUCUCGGCGAAAUAUUCGACGCAGCGGACGAGGAGAGCGAGGGUAUCUUGCGACAUGGCGAUCUUUUGAACUUGCUCGAGGCCACCUUGUGCGGUCCGACGAGCACGCUCCGGCCCUGGGAUAUCAAGACCAUCAUGGCAACCAUACCGGAUGACGGCUCAGGUGUGGGCUUUACCUUUGCAUUUUGAAAGCUGGAUCUUCACAUUUCCACCUCGUUAUUUCUCGUCUGUUUUAUUCCGCAAAGGCACAUAAACGACGCACGUCAUCACAUGAUCAGGUCUGAUCGACUACAUCCGCGAUUGUGACGGCAUUCCGGCCGCAGUGAAAAACUGCACAAAAAGAAGAGAAGCCUACUACUCCCGAUUUCCCGACCGAAACGUUCCUUCAGACGACGAUGUCGCAGACAUCCCGGACUACCUCCGGUUCUCGAAAAUUCUCGAGGCCGUCGAGAUGCUCGAGGGUAUUCACUUACAACGCAAGUUUUCUCUUGCUGCGAAUGAGUGCUAUUUUGCAACGAACGACGACGAACCAUUUCUUUGAUCAUGUGUCUUCAUCGUCACAGCCCGCUGUUCUUUGUUUCUAAACAGGUGAUGAAAUCAGCGAAACCGCUCGUGUGGUCAUGGAGAUGUGCUCCGCCAGUGAUCGGAAAAACACCGGGUACGUCGACCGCCCGACGCUGCUCACCGCGCUCACAGAAAAACCAGAAAGGAUAACGAACCAGGAACGCCUGCUAUUGAUGCAGCUCGUGCCCGAAGUCGUUGUCGAGUCCUCGGACAAAAGAGUCGGAGGACCCUCGACGGGAAAGGUAUACUUUGUCCUCUCUUAGGGGUUUCGUGUGUUCUUCUUCUUGCACUCUGUGAGCAGGAGAAAUGUACUUCUUUUGACCACAAGGAAAUACCGUUAGUUCACGACAUUUUUUUCUAACAUCAGCUUGGUACAAAGCCAAAGCAAACGCAAAACAACCAAAUCCAGGUUCGCUGCCAGUACGAAGUGUUUCGCGACACGAUGACCCACCUCCGCACGGAGAAGGUUUUGUCCCCGCUGUCCGAAACGGACCACAAGAAGGUGUACUCGGAGAUCGUGCAAUCCGUCCGCAUCCGAGAACUCGGGGAGACCUGCGGCGCCUGGGUCUGGCGCGAGUUGCUGCUGGAAUUGAAGAGCUUGGCGCUGAGCAUGAAAGAAAUUCACAUCAUUCUGUGCGUUUUGCCCAUGGACGAGCACGGACAGGUGGAUGUGGUAUCUGCGGUGCGGAUUUCCGUCACCCUGAUCGACUGGUUUUUCGACCCCGAACAGUACCACGCGCGGGCCCACAUGAUUUUAGAGCAGGUCGAAGCGGAAAAGAAGCGGCGGGAGUUGGAGGAACUGCAGGAAAUGAGCGGGGUCCGCAAAUCGAAAGCGAACGAGGGCGGGGUAGCAGAAUUUUUUAUGAUUUUAGAAUGCACUAGCUCUAGCAGCACUACUCGGUUGUAGGUUCCUUCGGUCGUUUGUUUACGUUAUUCGUGAUGGAGUCAAAGUCUUUACAUACGUUCGUAAACAGGAGGAAGAAGAGUACAUCGACCUGGCCCUCCGUGACAACCGCGAAGAGCUGGAGAAAAAUCUUGUCGCUAUCAUGCAGACGCUGGACGAAGACAAAACCGGUUUUCUCCCGGCGCCGCUGAUCUUGAAGCAGCUGUUGUCCGAUUGGGAACGGGGUUUUCCGGGGGGAGGCUUGACGUGGGCGGAGAAGCGCGGUUUCAUGGGGCAGUGCGUCAUCGAAGAGGAAGACCAAGUGCAGUAUUCGAAACACAUCAAGACCUGGAUUCCCAUCCUGUUUGAGCUGCGAAAGAACGCCAACUGCAAGAGAUUAUUGGAACACGAGAACGUGUUUGAGCUCGGGCUGGUAUACUUAAAUUUACGAUUUUUCCUGACGAAUUUGGGAUUGAAAAGAAUAACAGCAAUGCCCACAUGUGCGGCCUCGCUCUGUACAAGAAUAAUCGUAUGACUAUUCCCAAUGUUUCAGAUCGACAUGUUGGACCUCGGUAUGUACGAAAGGGAGUUCCCAGUUUUCUCCAGUACUCACGCAAGAGC